Closterium sp. Naga37s-1 is the source of this 391-nucleotide messenger RNA. The record is from the annotation of a GenBank genome assembly. NCBI's taxonomy places the organism in Eukaryota, Viridiplantae, Streptophyta, Zygnematophyceae, Desmidiales, Closteriaceae.
ACAGAGAUCAUGAUGAUGACGGCGCUGCACCAUCCCAACGUUCUGCGCGUGCUGGGAAUGGCUUUGAUGGGCCGAAAACUUGCCAUGGUCUCUGAGUUCGUCCCAGGGGGGGAUGUUUCCCAGCGAUUACAGAAAGCUGCCAAAGGUACAGAGCCCUUCCCCUGGAAGGAGCGGCUGCGCAUCGCCAGGGGGAGUCUGGAGGGGCUGGCGGCCAUUCACAGGGAGGGAUUCAUCCACCGCGACUUCAAGGCCGCCAAUGUGCUUCUAACGAAGACGCUCGUUCCCAAGGUGGCGGAUUUCGGAUUGGCCAAGGCUUGCCAGGACAAGACACAUGUCACAACGAGAGUGGCUGGGUCGCUGGGCUAUAUGGACCCUUCAUACUUUGAGAGAG